Arachis duranensis is the source of this 1240-nucleotide messenger RNA. RefSeq names its product peroxidase 44. Gene Ontology annotation, molecular function: peroxidase activity; heme binding. NCBI's taxonomy places the organism in Eukaryota, Viridiplantae, Streptophyta, Magnoliopsida, Fabales, Fabaceae. The coding region runs from base 80 to 1030 and encodes 316 amino acids. Gene Ontology annotation, biological process: hydrogen peroxide catabolic process; response to oxidative stress. The record is from RefSeq and is a predicted model, not a curated record. The transcript has 2 exons.
GUUCUCUUAGCCAACACUCUCAAUAAAUAAAACACAUUCGCGUAACGGCAUAAGGCAUAGGACACUCUUUUGCUCAAAUAUGGUGAAGUUCACAAUUUUUGUAGUAUUGUUAUUAAUUCUUCCCUUGGCAUCAAUGGCUGACCUAACGGUUGGUUUCUAUGGGACUAGCUGCCCAAAAGCAGAAGCCAUUGUUCGCCAAGUUGUUCAAAAGCGCUUCAAUGGGGAUAAGUCCAUCACCGGUGGCUUGCUUCGCAUGCACUUUCACGAUUGCUUUGUCCAUGGUUGUGACGCAUCCAUACUAAUAGACUCCAAAAAGGGAAACCAAUCGGAGAAAGACGCCGGAGCAAAUGGAACCGUUAGGGGUUUCGAGAUCAUCGACGAGGCGAAAAAGGCCCUAGAGAAAGCAUGUCCUUCAACAGUCUCAUGUGCAGAUAUAAUAACACUCGCCACAAGAGACGCUGUAGAUUUGGCCGGAGGGCCAAAGUACAGCGUCCCUACAGGACGCCGUGAUGGAUUAGUCUCGAAUCCAUCCGACGUAAACCUGCCCGGGCCGGGUUCAACGGUAUCCCAAGCCCUACGAAUCUUCACACUAAAAGGCAUGUUUCUGAACGAAAUGGUUACCCUUUUGGGAGCACACACCGUUGGUUUCGCUCAUUGUAGCUUCUUCAGAAAUAGGCUAGGAGGUGCAGACACAACAAUGGACCCUACUUUGGAUUCGAACCUUGUGAAGCUUUGUGGGACGCAAUCUAAGCCUUCCAAGAAGGAUCUAAGGACGUUCUUGGAUCAAAAUACUUCUAUGGUUUUUGACAAUCAGUUCUAUAAACAAAUUCUUAACAAGAAAGGUGUUCUUUUCAUUGACCAACAGUUGGCUUUGGAUUCUUCGUCUAAGGGAUUGGUUUCGAGUUUCGCCGCCAAUCGGGCGAGCUUUCAGCAGAGUUUUGUGAAUGCCAUUGUAAAGAUGGGAAGCAUUGAUGUUAAGGUUGGUAACGAGGGAGAGAUUAGAAGAAAUUGCAGGGUUUUCAAUAGAUGAUUAAUUAGUGUUUGAACUAAUUGAUUAAUAUUGCUUUGAUCAUUAUUUCUUUUAAUUUGGUUGCUUUAGGGAAAAUAAUAAUAAGUGUAAUGGUAAUUGUAUUUGGAUUUUGAUUUUUAUGUUUGCCUUUUGAAUUGAUGUGCUGGACAACUGAAAGUUGUUGUCUUGUAAUUUGUUUUGAGAACAAUUGUAAUGUAUUUUAUUUACUCA